AUGACAUCAACAGCAAAUAAUAAUACAUCAUUUUAUUGUAAUAAUAAUAACAGUAAUAACAAUAUAAACAUUAAUUGUUGUAGUAAUACAGGUCACAAUGGAAACAAUACCACAGAAACAACAUUGACAACAGUAAAUGAAGAGAGAUGUGCACCAACACCAACACCAACAUCAACACCACCACAUGGAUCAGCUUUAAAUAUUCAAAAUUCAAAUAAUGGUUGUAAUAAUAUUAUUGGUAGUAGUUCAAAUACAUUAUCAACACCAUCAGUUCAAGCAACACCACCAACGCCACCACCUUCAUCCUCAUCACUACUAGUACAACCAAUGAUAGUAACUCCAUCACCUGUAGUGGCAACAACAUCAUCAUUAAUUACUAAUGAUGAUAAUUUAAAUUCAUCAACAAACUAUUUAAUGUUACCACAUCAAGCACAAUCUUCAGCAAUGACAAUUGUACAACCACCACCACCAUCAACACCACUAUCAUCAUCAUCAACUGUAGUACCAGCAUCAACUCCACCACCAAGUGUAAUGACACCAAUAACAACUAUUCAAACAACAGCUACACCACCAUCAUUACAACCAACGAUACAUCAUCAAACUGCUCUUUCAUUCUUAGGCUACACUUAUAAUGAACAAUAUCAACAAAAUAUCUGUCAAUUAUAUCAUCAAUUAAAUGCUAAUGGCAAUGGCAAUGGUAAUGGUAAUGGCAAUCAUAAUAAUAAUAAUAAUAAUUAUAAUUACAAUAAUAACUCUUUCUAUCAACAUCAACAGCAUCAACAUGGUCUCUAUUAUAAUCAAUUCCCAAUACCAAUGAAUUCUUCUGUACCAAUCAUUCCCACACAACAAUACAUUGGAACUAAGCAACCUCAAUCUCAAUCUCAAUCUCAACAACUUCAACCUCAACCUCAACCUCAACCUCAACUUCAACCUCAACUUCAAUCUCAACCUCAAUCUCAACAACUAAAAAGAAAAGAAGCUUCAUAUCAUAAUAAUAAUAAUAAUAAUAAUAAUAAUAAUAAUAAUAAUAACAAUAAUAAUAAUAAUAAUAAUAAUCCUUAUAAUAGACCAACUAAAAAAAUAAUGGUUUCCCAAGGAUUACCUCCAAUUUCUUCUUCCCCAUCAUUUCAAAAUCUAAAUAAUAAAUAUUUUGAUUUCAACCAACCAAUUACAAGAAAUAAUUACAACCAAGUUAAUUAUAAUAAUAAUAAUAACAACAAUAACAAUAAUAAUAAUAAUUAUAAUAAUAUUAGCAAUAAUAAUCCUUGUAAUAAUAAUAAUAAUAAUAAACCUAAUAAUAAUCCUAAUAAUAAUAAUAGUAAUAGUAAUAAAACCUAUAUUAAUAAACAACAUAGAGACUAUGGUUAUGAAAACAAUAAUAACAAUAAUAAUAAAACAUUCCAACAAACCUCACAACAACAACAACAACAACAACAACAAAUAUAUAAAAAACAAAAUUGUAAUAAUUAUAUUGAUGAAUCUGGUGAUGAUGAAAGUGGGGAAGAAUAUCAAAAUUAUCAACCAUACCAACAAUAUCAAAACUUUAAACAAAAUAAUAAAGACAAUAAUAAUAAUGAUGAUGAUGAUGAUGAUGAUGAUGAUGAAGAAGAGGAGGAGGAAGAAGAAGAUGAUAAUGAUAAUUGUAAUGGAAAUGAUAGUUAUGAUGAAGAAAAUAAUAAUAAUAACAAUAAUAAUAAUAAUAAUAAUCAAUUUAAAAAUGAAUCAAUAAUAAUUGGUGAUAAUUAUUAUGAAAUUAUAAAUGAUAGAAUUAAAUCAAUUAAACAAAAAUUACAUUUUUUAGAAAAGAAUUCAAAAUUUCAAUGGAUUAGAGAGAAAUCAUUCAAUUUUAUUAAUGAAUUCACAGGUGAAUCAGUUGUUAAUGAAGAGUUGGGUAUUCGUGGUUCAAAAGAUUUCUCAUAUUUAAAGUAUAAAACUUUGAAUCCAUCAUUGGAUAAUUAUAUAACUCAAGAGAGAAUAGAAUUAAAGAAUCCAUUAAUUAAAGCAAAUAUUGAAAAGUUGAAAAAGGAUUUCAAUUUUGAGAUUACUAAAAUCAAUACAACCAAAUCUGAAUCAUUGGAAAUCAUGAAAUCCAUUCAACAAUUAUCUACCACCGUUAGAUCACCAUUGUUGGAUCGAUCGGAUUUGAAGGCCCAAAGAAAUCAUAUUCAUGGUUUUUUCACAUUGAUAAUCGCUCAUCAGAAAUGUUUAUCAUUUGAUUUCAUCUAUCAGAUGAGACCACAAUCAAUGGAUCACCAACAUGGUUUCUCAAAUACUUUCACUGACGACUUUACAAAUGGUGGUGGCUGUAGUAUUAGUGAUAAAAAGAAUCGUAGAACUUUAAAUGAUCAAUAUAAAUCAUUCAUCUCUGACUACUUUAAAAAUCAUUCAGAUCAUCCUUAUCCAAAUGAGGAUGAAAAAAUAAUCAUCUCUGCUUUAAUUGAUCUUUCAAAAUAUCAACGUAAUAAUUGGUUUAGUAAUAAAAGAAGUAGAGAAAAGAAUCAAAGAAUUGUUAAUUUGAAAAAACAAAUAGGUUUUCAUUAA
Messenger RNA from Dictyostelium discoideum AX4, 2541 nucleotides. RefSeq lists its product as hypothetical. Gene Ontology annotation, cellular component: nucleus. Gene Ontology annotation, molecular function: DNA binding. NCBI's taxonomy places the organism in Eukaryota, Evosea, Eumycetozoa, Dictyosteliales, Dictyosteliaceae. The record is from RefSeq and is a predicted model, not a curated record. The coding region runs from base 1 to 2541 and encodes 846 amino acids. The transcript has 2 exons.